AUGCUCGGCACGCCAUGCAAGGAACUGGCCACAAAGACAGCACCCAAUGAUUUUAAGGAUUGCAACAAGAUCUUUGAUAGUAGCUUACUAUUUAUUCAACACCAGAGAAUUCAUACAGGGGAGAAACCCUACAAAUGUGAGGAAUGUGGUAAGGCCUUUAGUGCUCACUCAACACUUUCUUUACACCAGAGACUUCAUACUGGAGAAAAACUCUACAAGUGUAAAGAUUGUGGUAAGAUAUUCAAUACUUGCUCUAAACUUUCUAUUCACCAGAGACAGCAUACUGGACACAAACCCUACAAGUGUGAAGAAUGUCAUAAAGCCUUUAGUACUACUUCAACACUCUUUAUACACCAGAAAAAGCAUACUGGAGAAAAACCUUACAAGUGUGAAGAAUGUGGCAGAUCAUCUUACUAUCCUUCAAUGCUGAAGCAACAUCAAAGAAGUCAUUCUGGAGAGAAACCCUACAAGUGUGAAGAAUGUGGCAAAGCAUUUUAUGAAUCUUCAUUCCUUAAGAAACAUCAAAGUGUUCAUUGUGGAGAGAAACUCUACAGGUGUGGCAAGUGUGGAAAACAUUUUUCCUAUUCUUCAGACUGUAAAAUAUUUCAAAGAAUCCACCUGAAGACAAUCCCUAUAAGUUGUGAGGAGUAUGGCAAAAAGUUUUCCUGUCCUUCAAAGCUAAAGAGACAUGAAAGAAUUCACACUGGGGAGAAAUCCAACGUAUGUGGAGUGUGUGGUAAGAUCUUUUGUACUCAUGCAGAACUUUCUGUACAAAAGAGAUCUCAUACUGGAGAGAAACAGCAUAAAUGUGAGGAAUAUGGAAAAACCUUUUGUUUGCCCUCAUACCUUCCUCUGCACAAAGUAUGUCACACUGAUGAGAAAUCUUACAAGUGUGAAAAAUGUGGCAAAAGGUUUUUCUCUACUUUAGACCUUAAAAAACACCAAAUAAUUCAUACUGGAGACAAACCAUACAAGUGUUAAGAAUGUCACUAAGCCUUUCAUAAUCAAUCAGCCCUUAAUACACACAAGACAGUUCACACAGGAGAGAAACUUUACACAUGUCAAGAAUGUGGCAAAGUCUUUACCUAUUCUUCAGACCUUAAAAGACAUUGA
Messenger RNA from Mastomys coucha (southern multimammate mouse), 1113 nucleotides. RefSeq names its product zinc finger protein 58-like. The transcript has 3 exons. Gene Ontology annotation, molecular function: DNA-binding transcription factor activity; RNA polymerase II cis-regulatory region sequence-specific DNA binding. Gene Ontology annotation, biological process: regulation of transcription by RNA polymerase II. The record is from RefSeq and is a predicted model, not a curated record. NCBI's taxonomy places the organism in Eukaryota, Metazoa, Chordata, Mammalia, Rodentia, Muridae.